Drosophila ficusphila is the source of this 1869-nucleotide messenger RNA. RefSeq names its product UDP-glycosyltransferase UGT5 (gene Ugt317A1). Lineage: Eukaryota; Metazoa; Arthropoda; Insecta; Diptera; Drosophilidae. Gene Ontology annotation, molecular function: UDP-glycosyltransferase activity. The transcript has 4 exons. The record is from RefSeq and is a predicted model, not a curated record. Bases 187 to 1776 code for a protein of 529 amino acids.
UUCUAAGAUUAUAUUCCCGAGAGCAAUCAGUUGAGUGUUUUUGUUUUUGCCGGGAGUCAAACCCCAAGGAGAGAUAAGUUCAGUUCGAUUCGUUUACUCACUGGAACCGGAAGAGUUUACCCGGCGAAUGCAAUUGGAUUACGUCCGGAACUAAAAUAUAAUUCCUAGCUGAUCCUAAAAAAAAAUAUGGAGUCUGAAUGGAAUCGUUUGAUUUUAUUGGCUCUACUUGGUCUAGCUGUGGGUAGGAAUUCGGAGGCUGCCAAGAUCCUAGUACUGUUUCCCCAUGCCAACGAGGGUCAUUUUGCGGUGAUGAGAACUCUGGUCACGGAAUUAGCCAGCCGACAGCACAUAGUUGAAGUCUAUACGGGUCAUGGCUUAGGAGAAACUCUGGACAAUGUGACGGAAACAGUGACUGCAGAAUAUCCUUUUUGGAGCGAAUUGCAAAAACAUGCGGCACCCAAGGGAAACCUAGCCGAUCUUGGUCGGUUACCCACUGAAAAGCUUCGCCAGUCGUUGGCCGUUGUGGGAGCCCAAGCACUGGAUAAAUUCCUCGCCCAAGAACCCAUUCAAAAACUGCUCAAGAUGAGUUAUCUGGAGUUUGAUUUCGAUGUGAUUUUAGUGGACUACUUCUACACGGAGGCUUUGUUGGCAUUGGGAGCUCUCCACCAGCGUCCUGUUAUUGGAAUAAUUUCCACAGAUUUUGCCAGCUAUAUGGAUGCAGUGCACGAAACAUUGGUUCCUGCGGCCUGUUCCCCCAUCGAUUUUAAUAGCGAUUUUUCCCAGCUGGGAUUCUCCGAGAGACUUGGCAACAUCCGGGAGUGCAUCGCCCGCAGAAAACAGUUUACCAAGAAUCAUUAUGGAAGUCAGGAGCAACUGGUGGCCAAGUACUUUAAGUUGCAACAAUCGAUAGAAGAAUUGCAGGCCAAUCAGUUAUCCCUCCUUCUGCUCAAUAGUCACGUACCCUUAAUGACUCCCAGAGUUAGUAUCCAGCAGAUAGUUCCCGCUGGAGGUCUGCAUAUCCGGGGUCCCAAGGAACUUCCCUGGAAUGUGAAGCGCUUCCUGGACGAGGCGCGUCCUGCAGUUAUUUACGUUCAGCUGGGAAAUGAGCAGCCUUGUGGGCAGUUAGCCAAGGAUAAGUUGGAUGCACUCUUGACCUUCUUCUCGGCCAGAAAAGAGAGCGUUAUUUGGACCUGCCAUGAUGUCAAGACCUUGGAGGGUUUACCCAAGAAUGUGAUGAUCCAGCACGCAGUGCCACAGAUCGACAUCUUGGCACAUCCAAGGGUGAAGGUUUUCCUGACCAAUGGAGAUCUAUUGAACCUACAAGAGGGAAUUGUGAGGAAUGUGCCCAUUUUGGGAUUGCCCCUUUUCCAGCACGAAAAGAGGAAUGUGGAAUUGGCAGUGCGAUUGGGAGUUGGUUUGCAACUAGAAGAGGGAAAUGUGACUAGUAGUUCGCUCAACUGGGCAGUGGAUAGGCUGAUCGGGGAGUCACAUUACCAUCUGACCAUCCGUGAUGUGUCGCUGGAGUUCAGAGAUCGUCCUCUUGGCGCUCUCGCCAGUGCCCUCUUCUGGGUGAACUACGUGGCUCGGCACAAAGGAGGAGCGGCUGUGAAGACUAGAGGAAUUGGCAUCUCCUCCUGCCAAUUGCACCUGUUCGACCUGUUUGUGUUCUACGCUGGAGUAGCUUCUCUGGUUGUGACCUUGCUGGCGGCACUCAGUUAUGGCGGCUAUUAUGUUUGGAAUAAGAAAAACAAUUCCAAGUCCACGAAAGUAAACUAAGAUUUAUGUAUGAACAUUAAGUGCAUCUUAAGCAUUUUCAAUGAAAUAUGAAUCAGAGUUCAUUAAAGCUGAGUCAGUAACAUUUUUUGUGGA